GUUUUACAGGUAAAUAAAUCAACAUAGAAGCAAGUAUAGAAUGUACCAUAUAUUAAAAGCAUUAAAUAGGAAUUCCUAUAUAAAAUAUGCGUUUUAUAUAAUGGAUAUAUUAGAGCCAGAAUUAAUUUGGGUUAAUGGAAGAUGCUACAGAUUUUAUGAAAACAGUAUCCGGAAAAGCAUUCAUACAUCAGCCCCAUACAUGGAGGAUAACGAAUCAAUUUGUUCAGAUGAAGAAAUUCAAAGUGAUAUAGAAAUAAUAGCGCAUGAUACAUGUUUUAAACAUAGUUUCUAUGUGCCAAAAGUUUUCUAUUCACAUAUAAUUGGUACAAAAGGCAUGACACUUAAAAAAUUAGAAGUCGAGACAAAAACAUCUAUAAAUGUACCAAAGAAAAAACAAGAUGGAAACAUUGUUAUUACUGCACAGAAUCGUAAAGCUAUAGCAUCAGCAAGACAUAGAAUUGAUUUAUUAGUGGAAGCUUCAAGAAAAAAAAUACAUUAUACACAUUUUUUAUCAAUACCAUUAAAUACAGAGAAGAUAAUUGAUAAAUAUCUAUCUUUUAAAAAUGAUAUAUUGGAGAAAUAUGGAAAUACUGUAUAUAAUAUUGAUGAAUCAUUAUUCCAAAAUCCAUCUAAGUUGCAUCUUACCAUUGGAAUGCUCAAAUUACUUGAUGAUAAUGAGAAAAAGCAAGCAAUUGAUGCUCUUAUGAAUUGUAAAGAAAAUAUCAUAGACCCUAUCCUUGAGAAAGCAGGUCCACUAAAUAUACAUUUGCAAGGGGUUGCAUGUAUGAAUGAUGAUCCUACUGAGGUUAAAAUUUUAUUUGUACAAGUUACCCAUAAUGAAAAAUUACAAGAACUUGUUGAUAAAGUUGCUGAUUACUUUGUAGACAUAGGUUUGAAAGAAAAGGAAUAUGAAAGAAUAAAGUUGCACAUGACUGUAAUGAAUACAUCAUUUAAAGAUGAUAAGCAAGCGCAUAAAGAUAGAUUUAAUGCAAGCAAAAUAUUAAAAAUUCAUGAGAAUACUUUAUUUGGGAAAAUCAUAUUUAAUCAGAUUGAUAUAUCUGAGCUUCACACUGCUACAAAAGAUGUUGCAUAUGCUGUAACAGAAUCUGAUAUCAUGGAAAUCAAUGAUGGAGUUUCAUCUAUAUUCUGUUCAGAACAUACUAUACGGAUGAAUGGUACUUUCAAUGCUUUUCAAAUGUCACAACGACCAGAAGUAACGUCGUAUCGAAAACAUAUAAGAUUGAAAAAAAGUAUGAAUUUACCAGAUGAUACAUUAGAAUAUUGGGGAUUUUACCUACUAAAAGGUGCGACUGUAGUACUUUCUGUGUGCUCAAGAUUUGAAGGAGCUUCUAUAUUAGUGGUGAAAGGAGAGAAGAAUUUACAAACCUGUGGCUUGUUAGAACACAACAAUGAGAAAGAACAAGCACUUUUUAUGCCAGGUGCCAAUAAACAAGUUAAAAUAAUAUAUGAGUCAAAUGCGCAAGAGAUUGAUUCCAAUGAAAUACCUGAACCUGUUAAAAUGUAUAAUACCAGUGAUACGCAAUCACAUGCAAAUGUGAAUUCUAAGAAUUUUCUGGAGAGAAAUUUUAUAACAGAUAAUAGCACACAGGUUCACAACGCAAGUUCAAUAGUUUCAACAGACGAAAGAAAUUUACAGUUGUUAUACAACAAGGCAGCUUCUUAUGUUCACAAAUAUAGAGACUAUUAUCGAGCGGCAGUAACGAACAACACUAGAGAAGUGAGACAUACUAUAAAUAGACAACGUAACACGAGGAAGAACAAGAAAAAUGAACGAAGAAGAACAAGGAAAAUAAUAGGAAUAAGAAACAAUAUGGAAAAUACUCAAGAUCAGUCUAGAAAAAUGCGUAUAAAGAAAUUGGAACAGAUACUAUAUUCACAUUCAGAAAAUGAGAAAGAUAUAUAUAAACGGGCGACAGAAGUGGAAGAUAACAUACUAAAUAUUAAAAGAUUUAAAAGAAAUCGAGAACUCAUAAAGCCACCGUCAUUAUUAGAUCAAGGCAUCAGACAUGGUGGCAAUGCCGAUAAAAAUAUAUCUGAAUCUAACGACGUAUCAUCCGUUUCUAGUUUUGAGUAUGGCUUAUUCAAUUGUUAUGGUGAAUCGAUAUUGUUAGCACACGAGUUUGAACCUUCCAAUCAAUGUAUUGAUAUUAGCUAUUUACUUAGUGGUAAACAUACACAAACAAGUCAUCACAUUGAAGAUAACGGUUAUUAUUAUUAUAUUUUCUAUAGCGAUAACGACAUCGUGUCCAAUGAUAUUUAUGCACUCUUUGAUAUAUAUAAGCCAACUUUUCAAUACGAGAAUGUAACCAAGUCAUGUAUUAAUCAAACCGAAUGCUCAUUUUCAUUAAAUGUGUUAUCGCCAGAUAGGGUGAUUGUUGAAAUACCGACUAAAGAUGGUAUAGAACACGAUGAAACGGAUGAUAUUAGUAUGCUAAUUUCUACAUGCCGCCCACGAAUGGGAGCAUAUGUCAUUUUCCCAAUUGCAAUAAUGUUUUUGAUUCUAGGCUGUGCUUUCAUAUGAAUAUAAAUAGCAUGUGUAUUUCGAUUCAAAGAUAUCUAUUGGAUGUACGCCAAUUAUUGAAAUGUUAAAGUAUUACUUUAUUAAAAAAGCAAAUAUGAUUUUAUGUUAUGAAGUAUUGGUAUAAGGCUCAGAUAAAGGGGAUUCCAUUAUGUUAUUAUAUUGUGUUACCUGUUGCUAUUAUAUACAAUAAAUGAUUUAUUUAUAAGCUGAA
Harpegnathos saltator (Jerdon's jumping ant) is the source of this 2753-nucleotide messenger RNA. RefSeq lists its product as uncharacterized. NCBI's taxonomy places the organism in Eukaryota, Metazoa, Arthropoda, Insecta, Hymenoptera, Formicidae. Gene Ontology annotation, molecular function: RNA binding. The transcript has 10 exons. The record is from RefSeq and is a predicted model, not a curated record. Bases 41 to 2542 code for a protein of 833 amino acids.